This is a messenger RNA of Oryzias latipes (Japanese medaka), 2203 nucleotides long. The record is from RefSeq and is a predicted model, not a curated record. NCBI's taxonomy places the organism in Eukaryota, Metazoa, Chordata, Actinopteri, Beloniformes, Adrianichthyidae.
UCUGAGCCUUAUUCAGUCUUUCUCUGAUGUCUCAGGUCUACGUCUCAACCUAAACAAAUGUGAACUUCUUCCUGUUAAAGAUUGUGCUUUAGAAUCUAUCUGCAACAUUCCUGUAAAAGAAAAUGUAACAUAUUUAGGCAUUAUUAUUUCCAAAAAUAAUUUAGAAAGAUGCUCAUUAAAUUUCACUCCCCUCAUUGAUAAAGCCAAGAAAUGUUUUAACCAAUGGCUUCAGAGAGACCUGAGUCUGAGAGGAAGGAUUUUACUCUCCAAAGCAGAAGGGAUUUCUAGACUAACUUACUCUGCUCUUUCUCUGCACCUGGACAAUCAGACUCUUAAAUCUAUUGAUCAAAUGCUGCUAAACUUCAUCUGGAAAAACCGUUUUCAUUAUUUAAAAAAAUCUGUAUUAAUGAACUCCUAUGAAAAAGGAGGCCUAAAUUUUCUUGAUUUUACUACUUUAAAUAAUACUUUUAAAAUAAACUGGAUUAAGUCAUAUUUAAAAAAUCCACUCUCCAUUUGGAAUAUUUUCCCUCAUCACAUGUUUGCUAAAGUAGGUGGUUUCCAUUUUCUUCUGCUUUGUCAUUAUAAUAUCGACAAAAUCCCAGUGAAACUUUCUGCUUUUCACAGACAAACUCUUCGUUCAUGGGCACUUAUCUAUAAACACAAUUUUUCCCCUCAUAAGUUUUUUAUUUGGAAUAAUAGAUAUAUCCUUUACAAGAACAAUUCUUUAUUUUACAAUAAUUGGUUUGACAAUAAUAUCCUACUGGUGGGUCAGCUCUUUAACCACAAUGGUCAAUUACUCAGAUAUGAAGAAUUUAACCUUAAAUACAACCUUGCUGUUCCUCCUAAAGAGUAUGCCAUUGUUUUUGAUGCUGUCACUAAUGAAAUCUGUGAACUCUUUAUAAAUACUGUACUUGAUGCAAAUAUUCCCUUCAUAUCUCUAAGUGACACCACUAUUGGAAAAUCCUGUUUCAACUGUGCCAGAAAAAAUAACAAGAUCAUACGUGUUUCAGCAAAAUGUUAUUUCUGUUCCUCUGCUGUUUUUUAUUGGAGAAAAUUUAUUCCUGACUUGCCCUGGAAAAAUGUUUGGACCCUGCAUCAGAAAUUAUUAAUUAAUAACAUGAUGAGAGACGUGUCCUUCAAACUCCUACAUAGAAUCUAUCCCACUAAUCAAUACAUGCUCAGAUAUAAGAAGACAAUUGACCCCAACUGUACCUUUUGUAAAGAACACCCAGAAACAAUCAGUCACCUAUUUUGGAACUGUAAUACUACUAAAAAACUUUGGAAAGAUUGUGCACGUUUUAUAAAUUAUAAAUUAGACUCACAAUAUCAGAUAAAAUUUGAACAUAUCAUAUUUGGCCUACACGAAAAGAAUAUAAGAUCAAACGUAAAAUUGGCAAUUAAUCUAAUUAUAAUAUUUGGUAAAUUUCAUAUUCACAAAUCAAAAUUUUCUUCAUCACAACUUUUUUUCCCUUUAAUAAUUAAAGAAUUAGAAUCUUAUUUACAUACUAUUUCUAAUAGUUUAAAAAAAAAACCAGGAGAAGCCUCAAACGCCGCAAUCUUGGCUGCAAUUGAAAGCCUCAAAAGCAUGAUGACGGACUUUAAGUCGGAGCUGCAGCAAAACACUCUGACUAUAUCCGCUAUCGCCAAAGCCGUGGAGUUUAACUCUGCUGAAAUCAAAGAAUGUAAAGACAAAAAUAAAAAGUUGGAAGAAGAAGUGAAACAUCUGAAAGAGAAAAAUGUGGAGUUGGAGCAGAGAACAUCAGAGAUGGAAAAGAAAACGUUGGAGUCAGAAAGAUACAAGAGAAGAUGGAACUUGAGACUGAAUGGUGUUAAAGAAGAGAAAGGGGAAGACACUCGAGGAAUUGUGGCAGAUAUCAUCACAAAGAUCGCACCACCCUGGACAGAGAAAGUGGACAACAUUCUGGACACGGUACACCGGCUGGGCCCAACCGACGUCAACCGCCCUCGUCAAAUCAUCAUUCAGUUCACAGGAAGGAGAUACAGAGACGAGCUGUGGCGAAUGACUAAACACCAUCCAGUCUGUCGAGACCUCAACAUCCGCUUUGCAGAAGACCUCAUCAAAGAAGACAGAGAGGCAAGGAAAGCUGUGUGGCCUAAAGUUGAGCAGGCGAGAAAGAAUGGUUGUAAGACAAUGUUUCGAGGUCCUUAUGCUUUCAUUAAUGGUCAGAGAGUCACACCAUGA